AUGACUUCACACACUCAUUUUGGACGGGACACUAAGGCAAGCGAGGUGGCUGACGCUUUUUCAGCACAAAUCAAGGACCUGGUCGUUACAGAAAUAUCUGGGUUGAUGCUUGGUGGAGCUAUCGCGCUUGUAUUCGCAAAACAUGAACCGGAAAUGCUUAUCCCGGCAUCCCGCGCACAAUCUAAGAUGGAUGAAUUUGCUGCAAACAUCAAGGCUGUUGACGCCGAUGUGGAUGUUAGAAAUGUUCUUGAAGAUCUCCUCUCCCAAACUGCCGUCCGCCAAGCAGCAGAAGAGAUCAAGUCUCACACCGCUCGCAUUGACAUUCUGGUCAACAAUGCUGCCACGAACAUGUACGAGCGAAAACACACGUCUGAGAAUAUUGAGUAUCAGCUAGCCGUUAACCACAUUAGACCCUUCCUCCUCACCAAUCUCCUCAUGGACUUUUUCUUGGAGGCCGCUAUGUUUUCGCCGCCUGGUGCAACGCGGGUCAUUAAUAUGACCUCUGAUGGCCAUAGGGCAAGUCCCUUCAAAUUCCAUGACUAUAACUAUGAAGGCAAACCUGUAUCUCCUGAAGAGGCCGAUUCGCUUGCAGAAUGGCCGCCAGAGACGCAAAAGGCCAAUGGAGGCCACAUAGGAUUCUUGGCGUAUGGGCAAUCGAAGACAGCAAACACCCUGUUCAGUGUAGAUUUGAACAAGCUUCUUGCCCACGGGAGCAUCGUUUCAUACAUUGUGCAUCCAGGAAAUAUUAUAAUUGAGCUUGGCAGACAUAUGCACGAAGAUCCAGCGAAAAAACUGCCGGAUAUCAUGAGUGCUACAUAUCUUGACCCUAGCGUUGAAGAAGGGGCAUCAACUACGAUGGUUGCCGCUUUGGAUCCGAUCUUGACUAGCGCGGAAGGGUUAUUUCUAGAAGAUUGCCAGCUUAUUUUCGCAAAGCCUUAUGUUGUAGAUUCUGUCAAUGCUGAAAGACUUUGGGUAUUAAGCAAGAAACUCGUUGCGCGGAAGUUCUUGUAA
This is a messenger RNA of Bipolaris maydis ATCC 48331, 1011 nucleotides long. RefSeq lists its product as uncharacterized. The record is from RefSeq and is a predicted model, not a curated record. NCBI's taxonomy places the organism in Eukaryota, Fungi, Ascomycota, Dothideomycetes, Pleosporales, Pleosporaceae.